UCUUGUUUCUAUUGGAUUGAAGUGAUUUUGAAAAGUGUAGUUGGAAAAGUUCUGUGUUUUUUCAAAUAUGAAGUUCAUUCUCAUUGCCAUGGCCAUCGCCCUGGCCUGCGCGUUCGCCGAGGAAUACCCCAACAAGUAUGACAAUAUGAACUUGGAUGACGUGCUGGGUAACAAGAGAUUGCUGAACGGGUACAUGAAGUGUGCUCUGGAUAAAGGACCUUGCACUGCUGAGGGGAGGGAUCUUAAAUAUUACAUCUCCGACGGCCUCAAGACUGGCUGUUCUAAAUGCACAGCUCGUCAGCGCAAAGGGAUCAAAAAGGUCAUGAAACAUCUGAUCAAGCAUGAACCUGAAUAUUGGAAGCAAGCAGUUGACAAAUAUGACCCCGAUAGACUUUAUACUAAGAUGUAUGAAAAGGAGGUUGAGUCCUGGUCGUGAGAUUUAAAUUUGGAACACGAUAAUAGCCUUUUGCGACGGUAAAAAUUAAGAAAAAAAUGUUAGUAAAACCUUUUUGGUGUUUUGAAACGCUUUGAAUAAAUUGAUAGGAAACAAAAAAUAUCAAAAUAAGGAACAAUAAUAAUUAUUGUUUUUAGAAAUGUCUUUUCGAUUGUUAUUUAGUAAAAUAUUUCCAAAACUGUACUAUUUAGCUUGAAUAGACGUCGUAAUUUGCUAAAAUUAAUGACUUGCUGAUUCUAAAAUUAGUCUAAUUAUAAUUAAUCUAGGUCUUCCGACAUUUUAUUUAAUAAAUCGCUGUAAAUCUCGCUUACUGUCUCUUAUAAUUAUGUUUGCUUUUCGUCUGUUUUGCUGUCUUUAUUUUGUAAACUAGCAUUUACCUAUGUAGUUUAUGUAUUUAUUUAUUUUUGUCUCUCUAUACUUUUUUUUACGAAAUGGCAAAUCAUGCAAAUUUAUUUCUGUUAUAUGUUUCUACUUUUUCUUCAUUUCUCGCUUUAGGUAUUGAAGAAAAAUAAUAUUUAUUAAAUACUAAUUAUUUCUAAGACAUUAAGUUAUAUUAUUAUUUUAGAC
Molecule: messenger RNA, 1021 nt
Organism: Helicoverpa zea (corn earworm)
Lineage: Eukaryota; Metazoa; Arthropoda; Insecta; Lepidoptera; Noctuidae
Product: ejaculatory bulb-specific protein 3-like
Exons: 3
Coding region: 68-436 (122 amino acids)
Source: RefSeq, a predicted model, not a curated record